Molecule: messenger RNA, 498 nt
Organism: Ylistrum balloti
Lineage: Eukaryota; Metazoa; Mollusca; Bivalvia; Pectinida; Pectinidae
Product: thiol peroxidase-like
Exons: 1
Coding region: 1-498 (165 amino acids)
Molecular function (GO): thioredoxin peroxidase activity
Source: RefSeq, a predicted model, not a curated record
AUGUCUAAAAUAACUUUAAAGGGAAACCCUAUUAAUCUUAGUGGAACACCCCCGCAAGUAGGAAAUACUGCACCAGACUUUUCUCUUGUUUCUAGUAAUUUGGAAACGAUCUCAUUGUCCGGGUUGAAAGGAAAGAAAAUCUUGAACAUCUUCCCAAGCAUUGAUACAGGUGUUUGUGCGGCGAGUGUACGUCAGUUUGAAAAGUUUGCAACUGAAGAAACUAACAAUAUCAUUGUUCUCAAUAUCAGCAGAGAUACACCUUUUGCUUUAGAACGAUUUUGUGGAGUUGAAGAAAUUGGCAAGACUAUGGCUGCUUCGGAUAUUUUUCAUCAGUUUGGAAAAGACUAUGGGAUUGAGAUUACAUCUUCACCCCUUGCGCAUCUUCUUGCUCGAACCGUCAUCUGUCUUGAUGAGGAUAAUCGAGUAAUCUAUGUUGAACAAGUACCUGAAAUCACUCAAGAACCGGACUACGAAAAAGCAUUAGAAUCACUCAAAUAA